UCGUUUCGAGAUUUCUCUCUCGUGAGGGAAAUUGAUCUGCGAGAUCUCUCUCAUCGCAGUGCACACAGAUCUCUCUUCCACUCCAGAAAAACGGUACCAAAAUUUGAAUACUGAUAAUAACAACAAACAAACUGUUAAUUCAAUACUUAAUAAAGAACAUUUUGAGUCAAACUAAUUUCAAUUAGGGUUUUUAUUCUUCAAUUAUUGUUCCUGUUUCUGAUUAACUUAGAAAAAACUGAUCGCCGAAGUAAAUCAAAAUGGAUAUGAGAUUUCCUUACUCGCCGGCGGAGGUGGCCAAAGUCCGCGUGGUGCAGUUCGGCAUACUCAGCCCCGACGAGAUUAGGCAAAUGUCCGUAGUGCAAAUUGAGUUUAGUGAAACGACGGAAAGAGGAAAGCCUAAGCCAGGUGGCUUAAGUGAUCUUAAGCUUGGUACAAUUGAUAGGAAGAUGAAAUGUGAGACUUGCACUGCUGCUAUGGCGGAGUGUCCAGGUCAUUUUGGUCACCUGGAGUUAGCCAAGCCUAUGUUUCAUAUAGGCUUUUUGAAAACGGUGCUCAGCAUAAUGCGAAGUGUUUGUUUCAACUGUUCCAAGAUUUUGGCUGACGAGGAAGAACACAAAUUUAAGCAAGCCUUAAAAAUAAAGAAUCCCAAAAACAGGCUUAGAAAGAUUCUUGAUGCCUGCAAGAGUAAGACUAAAUGUGAAGGUGGGGAUGAUAUAGAUGUUCAAGGUCAAGAUACCGAUGAACCAGUGAAGAAGAGUCGUGGUGGGUGCGGUGCUCAGCAACCAAGGCUGACUAUUGAAGGGAUGAAGAUAAAUGCAGAGUACAAGGCACAAAGGAAGAAAAAUGAUGACCAGGAACAACUACCCGAGCCUGUGGAAAGAAAGCAGACACUUACCGCAGAAAGGGUCCUUGGCGUUCUGAAAAGGAUAAGUGAUGAUGAUUGCCGCUUGUUAGGAUUUAAUCCAAAGUAUGCUCGUCCGGAUUGGAUGAUUCUGCAAGUCCUUCCAAUUCCACCACCUCCUGUGAGGCCCUCUGUGAUGAUGGAUACGUCCUCUAGGAGUGAGGAUGAUUUGACUCAUCAACUGGCAAUGAUUAUUAGGCAUAAUGAAAAUUUGAGAAAGCAGGAGAAGGGUGGAGCACCUGCACACAUCAUAUCGGAGUUUGCCCAGUUAUUGCAGUUUCAUGUAGCUACAUAUUUUGACAAUGAAUUGCCAGGGCAGCCAAGGGCUACACAAAGAUCUGGGAGGCCUAUUAAAUCCAUUUGCAGUAGGCUCAAAGCCAAGGAAGGCCGAAUUAGGGGUAACCUGAUGGGGAAACGUGUGGACUUUUCUGCACGUACUGUCAUUACUCCAGAUCCUAAUAUCAAUAUAGACCAGCUUGGUGUGCCUUGGAGUAUUGCACUAAAUCUGACCUAUCCAGAAACUGUUACUCCAUAUAACAUAGAAAGGUUGAAGGAGCUUGUUGAGUAUGGACCACAUCCUCCACCUGGUAAGACUGGUGCAAAGUAUAUCAUAAGGGAUGAUGGUCAAAGACUUGACCUUCGAUAUUUGAAGAAAAGCAGUGAUCACCAUUUGGAGCUUGGUUACAAGGUGGAGAGGCAUUUGAAUGAUGGCGACUUUGUGCUCUUUAAUCGUCAGCCAAGUCUUCAUAAAAUGUCUAUCAUGGGCCAUAGAAUCAAAAUUAUGCCAUAUUCAACAUUCCGUUUAAACUUGUCUGUUACUUCACCAUAUAAUGCUGAUUUUGAUGGUGAUGAAAUGAAUAUGCACGUUCCUCAAUCAUUUGAAACUAGAGCAGAAGUGUUAGAGCUGAUGAUGGUUCCCAAAUGCAUUGUAUCACCUCAAGCAAAUCGUCCUGUGAUGGGAAUUGUCCAGGAUUCGCUUUUAGGAUGUCGUAAAAUUACCAAGAGGGACACCUUCAUAGAGAAGGAUGUAUUUAUGAACAUAUUGAUGUGGUGGGAAGAUUUUGAUGGGAAAGUUCCUGCUCCUGCAAUUCUGAAGCCGCGCCCAAUUUGGACUGGGAAACAAGUUUUUAACCUUAUCAUCCCAAAGCAGAUAAAUCUUAUUAGGACUUCAGCGUGGCACGCGGAUACUGAAAGAGGAGUUAUUACUCCAGGAGAUACUCUGGUUCGAAUAGAAAAGGGAGAGCUGCUAUCUGGAACUCUUUGCAAGAAAACUCUUGGAACUUCUACUGGAAGUCUUAUACAUGUCAUUUGGGAAGAGGUUGGUCCAGAUGCUGCUCGUAAGUUUUUGGGGCAUACACAAUGGCUUGUGAAUUAUUGGCUGUUGCAAAAUGGUUUUAGCAUUGGAAUAGGUGAUACAAUUGCUGAUGCAUCAACUAUGGAGCAAAUCAAUGAUACUAUCUCGAAUGCAAAAAAUAGAGUAAAGGAACUUAUUAGGCAAGCCCAAAACAAAGAAUUGGAGCCAAAACCCGGACGAACAAUGAUGGAAUCAUUUGAAAAUGAAGUUAACACGGUGUUAAAUAAAGCUCGUGAUGAAGCGGGAAGCAGUGCUCAGAAGAGUUUGUCUGAGAGUAACAACCUUAAAGCCAUGGUUACUGCAGGCUCAAAAGGGAGUUUCAUUAACAUAUCACAGAUGACUGCUUGUGUGGGGCAGCAAAAUGUUGAGGGUAAGCGAAUACCAUAUGGGUUCAUAGAUCGAACAUUGCCUCACUUCACAAAGGAUGACUAUGGGCCAGAAAGUCGUGGGUUUGUGGAGAACUCAUAUCUGCGGGGUCUGACCCCUCAGGAGUUCUUCUUUCAUGCUAUGGGUGGUAGAGAAGGUCUUAUAGAUACUGCGGUUAAAACUUCUGAGACUGGGUACAUCCAACGGCGGCUAGUGAAGGCUAUGGAGGAUAUCAUGGUUAAAUAUGAUGGAACUGUUAGAAAUUCACUUGGGGAUGUCAUUCAGUUUCUGUAUGGAGAGGAUGGCAUGGAUUCUGUUUGGAUAGAAUCGCAGAAGCUGGACUCACUAAAAAUGAAUAAAUCAGAGUUCGAUAGGGUCUUUAAAUAUGAACUUGAUGAUGAAGAUUGGAAUCCUAAGUACAUGUUAGCAGACCAUGUUGAAGAUUUGAAGAGUAUCCGCGAAUUGCGCGAUGUGUUUGAUGCUGAGGUUCAAAAGCUGGAAGCAGAUCGAUUCCAGCUUGGGACGGAGAUUGCAACCACAGGUGACAGUUCAUGGCCAUUACCGGUUAACCUCCAAAGGCUUAUCUGGAAUGCACAGAAGACUUUUAAGGUAGACAAGAGAAAGAAUUCUAACAUACAUCCUAUGGAAGCUGUUGAAGCUGUGGAUAAGCUGCAAGAGAGAUUGAAAGUUGUUCCAGGGGAUGAUCUGCUGAGUGUGGAAGCCCAAAAGAAUGCUACUCUUUUCUUUGGAAUCUUACUUCGCAGCACUCUUGCCAGCAAAAAGGUGUUGGAGGAAUACAGGCUUAGCCGUGAAGCCUUUGACUGGGUUAUUGGUGAAAUUGAAUCAAGGUUUUUGCAAUCUUUAGUAGCACCAGGUGAAAUGAUUGGAUGUGUUGCUGCACAGUCAAUUGGAGAGCCUGCUACUCAAAUGACACUCAAUACCUUUCACUAUGCUGGUGUCAGUGCUAAGAAUGUGACCCUCGGUGUUCCCCGGCUGAGAGAAAUUAUUAAUGUAGCUAAGAAAAUCAAGACACCUUCUCUUUCUAUCUUUUUGGUUCCAGAAAGUAACAAAACCAAGGAGAAGGCUAAGAAUGUUCAGUGUGCUUUGGAAUACACUACUCUACGGAGUGUUACGCAAGCUACAGAAGUAUGGUAUGAUCCUGAUCCUGUUAGUACCAUUAUUGAAGAGGACGUUGAUUUUGUAAAGUCAUAUUAUGAAAUGCCCGAUGAAGAGAUUUCACCAGAAAAAAUCUCUCCUUGGUUGCUUCGAAUAGAGUUGAAUCGUGAAAUGAUGGUUGAUAAGAAGCUUAACAUGGCUGAUAUUGCUGAAAAGAUUAACCUGGAAUUUGAUGAUGAUUUGACUUGUAUAUUUAAUGAUGACAAUGCUGAGAGGCUGAUUCUACGCAUCCGUAUCAUGAAUGAUGAAGCCCCUAAAGGGGAGCUGAAUGACGAGUCGGCCGAGGAUGAUGUUUUUCUGAAAAAGAUAGAGAGUAACAUGCUGACUGAGAUGGCUCUUCGAGGUAUUCCAGAUAUUAACAAGGUUUUCAUCAAACAAAGUAAAGUGAGCAAAUUUGAUGACAUUGAAGGAUUUAAGACAACAGAGGAGUGGAUGCUGGAUACUGAGGGUGUUAAUCUACUAGCUGUUAUGUGCAAUGAAAAUGUUGAUUCGAGGAGGACAACCAGCAAUCAUCUGAUCGAAGUUAUUGAAGUUCUUGGUAUAGAGGCUGUUCGUCGUUCCUUGCUGGAUGAGUUGAGGGUGGUCAUAUCUUUUGAUGGAUCUUAUGUGAAUUAUAGACAUCUGGCUAUUUUGUGCGAUACCAUGACCUACCGUGGGCAUUUGAUGGCAAUCACUCGACAUGGUAUUAACCGAAAUGAUACUGGGCCAUUGAUGAGAUGCUCAUUUGAAGAGACAGUGGAUAUUCUGCUCGAUGCUGCUGUGUAUGCUGAAACAGAUCAUUUGAGGGGUGUUACUGAAAACAUAAUGCUUGGUCAGCUUGCUCCAAUCGGCACCGGAGACUGUGUGUUGUAUCUCAAUGAUGACAUGCUGAAGAAUGCUAUUGAGCUUCAGCUCCCAAGUUAUAUGGACGGUCUGGACUUUGGCACGACCCCCGGUCGCUCUCCAGUCUCGAUGACUCCUUAUCAUGAUGGUAUGAUGUCCCCAAGUUACUUGUUUAGCCCAAAUCUCCGCCUGUCGCCGAGCACAGAAGCUCAGUUUUCCCCUUAUGUUGGUGGAAUGCCGUUCUCUCCUGCGCAAUCUCCAGGCUACACCCCAUCAUCCCCUGGAUACAGCCCUUCAUCCCCGGGCUAUAGCCCUACUUCACCUGGCUAUAGCCCUACAUCACCUGGCUAUAGCCCUACGUCCCCUGGCUAUAGUCCUACUUCACCCACUUACAGCCCAAGUUCUCCCGGCUAUAGCCCAACUAGCCCUGCUUAUUCUCCUACCAGUCCAUCGUAUUCCCCAACAUCUCCCAGCUACAGCCCUACAUCUCCCAGCUACAGCCCUACAUCUCCCAGCUACAGUCCGACCUCACCCAGUUACAGUCCGACCUCGCCCAGUUACAGUCCCACAUCACCUGCAUACAGCCCUACCUCACCUGCAUACAGCCCUACCUCGCCGUCAUACAGCCCCACCUCUCCUUCCUACAGCCCCACAUCACCCUCCUAUAGCCCCACUUCUCCCUCCUACAGCCCAACUUCUCCUUCAUACAGCCCUACCUCUCCUGCUUAUAGCCCCACAUCCCCAGGGUACAGCCCAACCUCUCCUUCAUACAGUCCCACAUCACCAAGCUAUAGCCCCACCUCACCAAGUUUCAAUCCUCAAUCUGCCAAAUACAGUCCAUCCAUUGCUUACUCGCCUAGCAGCCCAAGGUUGCCACCUUCCAGUCCUUAUAGUCCCACUUCUCCAAAUUACAGCCCUACUUCACCAUCAUAUUCACCAACAUCUCCAACAUAUUCCCCUUCAAGCCCGACAUAUAGUCCAAGCAGCCCUUACAAUUCUGGUGUUAGCCCUGAUUAUAGCCCAAGUUCUCCACAAUUCAGUCCAAGUGCUGGGUAUUCACCAAGUGCACCUGGGUACUCGCCUUCAUCAACAAGCCAAUACACUCAGCCAAGUGCAAAGGAUGACAGGACUGGUGAAGUGGACAGGAAUACGAAAGACAAAAAGGACGAUAAGAGCAGUAGAUGAGAUAUUUCAUGAGUUGUAUUGCUGAGGAUUUGUGGAGAGAUGGCAGAGUUCAGAGCCAAAACUUUCGAUUAUGGGCAAACUGCUCAAGUGGAGCAGAAGUAUUUUCACUGAUUUGUUUGCAGCUUCUUUAUCAUUUGCACAUUUGAACUUUGUAGUGUAAAUGGUUACCCAUAAACAAAUAGGGUUGCAAAUUAUAAUUGCUUAAUCUGUUGUAAUUAUAUGAACUUGUACAUGUUUUAUUUUCCCGCUUGUAAAAUCAUAAUUCAGGUAGUUAUUAAAUCAGUUAAAAGGGUGUUUAUCAUUUGGAGGUAA
This is a messenger RNA of Mercurialis annua (annual mercury), 6116 nucleotides long. Its product is annotated as DNA-directed RNA polymerase II subunit RPB1. The transcript is spliced from 15 exons. Bases 258 to 5804 code for a protein of 1848 amino acids. Gene Ontology annotation, cellular component: RNA polymerase II, core complex. The record is from RefSeq and is a predicted model, not a curated record. Gene Ontology annotation, molecular function: DNA binding. NCBI's taxonomy places the organism in Eukaryota, Viridiplantae, Streptophyta, Magnoliopsida, Malpighiales, Euphorbiaceae. Gene Ontology annotation, biological process: transcription by RNA polymerase II.